Morone saxatilis (striped sea-bass) is the source of this 2334-nucleotide messenger RNA. RefSeq names its product ezrin a (gene ezra). The transcript is spliced from 13 exons. Bases 256 to 2022 code for a protein of 588 amino acids. Lineage: Eukaryota; Metazoa; Chordata; Actinopteri; Moronidae. Gene Ontology annotation, molecular function: actin binding; cell adhesion molecule binding. Gene Ontology annotation, cellular component: apical part of cell; plasma membrane; cytoskeleton. Gene Ontology annotation, biological process: positive regulation of early endosome to late endosome transport; positive regulation of protein localization to early endosome; regulation of cell shape. The record is from RefSeq and is a predicted model, not a curated record.
GGAGUUGUGCGUCUUGCUGUACUGGGUGGUCACGGUGGAGGUAAGCCUGCCAGUUUGUGUGAUAGUCGUCCCACGUCACUGCGAGUGAUCUACAGCCGAGUUCAAAGGACACAAGCCCUGCCCUUGAUUCUGCCAGCGAGAGCGGAGCUGCGUUCUUUAUCAGGUGGAGGUUCUGCUGGGAGUCGGCCACUGCAGCCUCAGUCAGCCUGGGAAACACUUUCUUCUGCUGGAGCUCCCCCACCAACCAGAGCCAAGAUGCCCAAAACAGUCAACGUUCGCGUCACCACUAUGGACGCAGAGCUGGAGUUCUCCUUCCACCCCAACACCACCGGGAAGCAGCUCUUUGACCAGGUUGCCAGGACCAUGGGCCUGCGGGAGGUUUGGUACUUCGGGCUGCAGUUUAUCGACGCCAAAGGAUUCCUCACAUGGCUGAACUCUGAGAAGAAGGUGAUGGUCCAAGAUGUGAAGAGGGAGACUCCCCUGCAGUUCAAGCUGAGAGCCAAGUUUUACCCCGAGGACGUCAGCGAGGAGCUGAUCCAGGACGUCACCCGGAGGCUUUUCUUCCUGCAGGUGAAGGAGGACGUUCUGGGAGAGGAUGUCUACUGCCCUCCAGAGACCGCUGUGCUGCUGGCCUCUUACGCUAUCCAGGCCAAGUAUGGAGAGUACAACAAAUCAGUGAAUCAGCCCGGUUACCUGGCCUCAGAGCGCCUGCUGCCCAAGAGAGUGCUGGAACAACACAAGCUGUCUAAGGGUCAGUGGGAAGAGAGGAUCCAGGUUUGGCACGAGGAGCACGGAUCGAUGCUGAAGGAAGAUGCCAUGAUUGAGUACCUGAAGAUUGCUCAGGACCUGGAAAUGUACGGCGUCAACUACUUUGAGAUCAAAAACAAGAAGGGCACAGACCUGUGGUUGGGAGUUGACGCUCUGGGACUGAACAUCUACGAGAAGCAGGACAGGCUGUCUCCAAAGAUUGGAUUCCCCUGGAGUGAAAUUAGAAACAUUUCUUUCAAUGAUAAGAAAUUCAUCAUCAAGCCCAUAGAUAAGAAAGCUAAUGAUUUCAUAUUCUACGCUCCGCGACUGCGAGUCAACAAGCGCAUCCUGCAGCUGUGCAUGGGCAACCAUGAUCUAUACAUGCGCCGCCGCAAGACUGACACCAUCGAGGUUCAGCAGAUGAAGGCUCAGGCCAGAGAAGAGAGGCUACAGAAAAAGAGGGAGAGGGAUCAGCUGGAGAGUGAGAAGAAGAGGAGGGAGGCCAUCGAGAGAGAGAAGGAGAACGUGGAGAGAGAAAAGCAGGACCUGAUGAGGAAGCUCUACGAGUAUGAAGAGACAACCAAGAGAGCAGAGAGAGAGCUUAAGGAGCAGCUGGACAGGGCCAUGAGGCUGGAGGAGGAGAGGAGGAGGGUGGAGCAGGAGGCGGCCCGGCUGGAGGCUGAGAGGAUGGAGGCCAUAAUAGCCAAGGAGGAGCUGGCCAGGCAAGCUGAGGACCAGAUAAAGAGCCAGGAGCAGCUGGCUGCGGAGUUGGCCGAGUACGGCGCCCAGAUCGCUCUGCUGGAGGAGGCCAAGAGGGCCAAGGAGGAAGAGGCUGAGUCAUGGCACAGCAAGGCCGUGGAAGUGGAGGAGAGUCUGAUAAAGACGAAGGAGGAGCUGUACAGUGUGAGGAGCUCUACCAUUUCAGCUCCCGUUGCCGCUCCUGCUUCCUCUUCCUCCUCCUCCUCGGACAGCGAGAGUGACCACGAGCACAGCGAAGAGAACAGCACCUACAGCGCCGAGCUGCAGACGCAGGACAUCAAUGACUACCGCCAGGAGGAGGACCGACUCACUGAGGCCGAGAAGAACGAACGCCUCCAGAAACAACUGAAGGCCCUGAGCUCAGAGCUGGAACAAGCCCGAGACAAUGACAAAAAGACCCAGAACGAUCUGCUCCACGCCGAGAACGUCCGAGUCGGCCGCGACAAGUACAAGACCCUGCGUCAGAUCCGUCAGGGCAACACCAAGCAAAGGGUUGAUGAGUUUGAGGCCUUGUAGAAACCUCAGAGACCUGAAGAUCUCUCCCAGAUACCUCAUGAAGGCCCCCCGUUCAGCAAUGUGUGAUGUAAUUGCAGCCACACCUGAUUUUAAAGACCCAGAAAAGCAUAGAGCUGAUCUGUGUAAAAGUACCUCCAUGAGUUUUAGUUUUUUUGUAACACUCAAACAUCUCCAAUGUGCUGUUUAGUCCCUUUUAAAGCAUUAAAAAGCAGAACACUAGUAUGUUCCUGAUAUAUUGUACGAACAAAGCUGGUAUGUGAGGUUUACUGUAGAAACUACAUAUAAACAGUUAUUAAAAGUUAUUACAGUUUG